Messenger RNA from Naegleria lovaniensis, 3150 nucleotides. RefSeq lists its product as uncharacterized. The transcript is spliced from 2 exons. Gene Ontology annotation, cellular component: cullin-RING ubiquitin ligase complex. Lineage: Eukaryota; Heterolobosea; Eutetramitea; Acrasida; Naegleriidae. Bases 1 to 3150 code for a protein of 1049 amino acids. Gene Ontology annotation, biological process: ubiquitin-dependent protein catabolic process; protein ubiquitination. The record is from RefSeq and is a predicted model, not a curated record. Gene Ontology annotation, molecular function: ubiquitin protein ligase binding.
AUGAGCGAACGGAGAAGAUCUCACUCUGCUGCUGGAAAUAGAGAUGAUGAAACUACCCAUCCAAGAAAUAAUAAUAACAUUCAUCAUCCUCUUCAGAAUAGUGGAGUAAAUCCGAGAAGUGGUAAUGCUUCAUCAUCAGUUAUUAAUCGUGGUGGAGGGAAUAGAAAUAAUUCGGGAUUGAUGAGGAGAAGUAGACCCUCGCUCGCAAUUAAAGCUGUUAAUUUUAGUGCCUUGUGGGAAAGCUUGGAACGAGAUUUGUGGAAAAUUUUGUUCGAUCCUUUGAAAGCAAAAUUGACUCAUGACAUUGAACAAUUGCAUAAUAUUGUAUAUAAACUAAGCACUUGCCAAUGUUAUGAAUUACCUGACCAAAGUGUGUUGGCACAAAAUCCUCAUGCAACGGUUAUUCCGCAAGAAGGUGAUAUUCAACCAUGUACUCUAUAUUUUAUGUUUAAGAGAUUAAUUGCUAGAUUUAUUCAACAAGAAUUAAUUGGACAAAGACUGAAAGAUUUGAGAGGUUUUUCAUUGUUGAAACAAUAUUCAGAAUCUUGGAAGAAUUUUGUAAUUUCUUGUGAAUUUAUGAACAAGGUAUUUCAUUACCUCAACACAGAUUGGAUAAACGACAUGGAAUGUAAACGAAAGUCUAAUAGACAAUCACCCAAUACUAGCGACAAGAACAAUGUUUCUCCUGUAAAUUUGAAACUCAUCAAACAUUUUAGCGAAAGUAAUCAUGUCUACCACACCAGAACGACUUGUUACUUACUUUGGAGAGAAUUCUUUUUUGAAAGAUGUGACAGCAAUCACAAGAACAACCAGGAUUUUGUAAAUAUUGAAAGACAUUUUGUUGCAACUAAUGAAAUUGAAAGCCCACCAACACAAGAUGCAGAUGAAAAUUCACCACUACCAGAAGAGGUUAUCUAUUUUGACAAAUAUAUACUAUAUCACACUGUGUUGCAAGCAAUCGAGAAAGACAGAAAUGCACACUCACCACUGAGAUCGAAAGCAGCUCUCUCUUCAUCCGUAGACGAAUACUAUCCACUUCUUAAAUCGGUAAUUCGAUCCUUUGUAGAUUUAAGCUUGGACAUUGAAGAGGAUUACUAUUUCAAUAUCAAGUAUUUGCAUUUGACAUCUCUUGAAGGAUUCAAUUCAAAGCUACAGCCAUUUAUUGGAGAUUAUUACAACUCUCUGUUUACCGAAGUGAAAAAUGAUCACUACAAAGGAGGCUCAAAAAAACGAGUUGCAUACUACCCGCUCUUUUAUACCAUCGAUUUUGAACGAUUCCUUCUUCACAGCAGUGUUGAAUAUUACGCUAGUGAAGUUUCAUCUCUGAUAUCACAGUUGCUGAUAGCCUCAGACCAGGCUGUACGAACCUACAUCAAACAUGCCUUAACACGAAUUGACCAAGAAAGUAACAAAAUAAUUUUACAUUAUAUCAACGCAAGUUCCAAGGAUACUCUAACCAAGAUUUGUGUUGACACAUUUGUAGAGGGAAUGAACAUGGUUAACAUCACUAAUGACACUAUAAUUGAAAGGUCUCCGAGAUCUCCGUUACCAACUCAAUCCAUGUCAUCAUCCAAGGAUUUCUUGUUCAGUGAGAUUGAUCAAUGGUUGAAUGAUGUUGAACAUUUUACACACGAGUUAGAAUUACUGUUCAAGCUGAUCAUGAAAUCAACGCGCAAGAAUGCAUUUAAUGUGCUUUCAAGAAAGUUACGAGACAAAGUACUUGUGGACAUUUCUAAUGAGCUAAAAUCUAAAUUUGAAAAUUGUGCUGAAGACAACAUUGAUUCAAUAUUGUUCAUUGAAAUAUUUAUUGAAAAUUAUUUGAAAUUUGGAAACAUUGUCAACAAUAUCUUUGGAGGUAACUUUGAUCUAAAUGUGACAAAAGAUAAGGCAUUCAAAGAAAUUUUCAACAAUCCUCCCGUCUAUCAAACCAAUGCAAGCAUACGAAGUGCAGAAAGUUUGGCCAGGUAUACCAACCAUUUGUUGAAAGCCAAUUCAAAAACAGCCCUUCCUUCCAGCUCCAUGGAUGACUCUAAUUUAGAAGAUGGCUUAGAUCGUUGUGUUAUGAUUUGCACAUUAUUGAACGACAUGGACGUUUUUGUUCAAUUUUACAAGGUAUUUCUGUCGAGAAGACUGCUCAUCUUUUCAUCAGAGGGCGACACAUCUCAACAAGAAACAGAGUUGAUAAUGAUCAACAAGUUGAAAAAAGUGUGUCCAUUUAGUCAUAUUUACAAAAUUCAAACAAUGAUCAAUGACUUGGAUGUUGCAAGAAAUUUGAACGAACAAUUUAAGCAGCAUGAAAAUGAAACUCCCUCAACCAACACACACAAGAUACACUUGUCGUGCACUGUUUUAACUCGAGGAUAUUGGCCCUUGCAAGUAUCUUCCCUGAUGUCUCCAAGCAGAAACAACAAGUUUAUUGUACCUCAUGUAAUUGUUGACCGUAUGAACGAUUUUUCCAAAUUCUAUGCCAAUCAACACUCCGGUAGACAUUUAACAUGGCUCAAUAUUUUAUCCAAAGGAGUGGUACGAGGAUACUUUAUGAAAUCGUCAUCACCCUACUAUGAAUUCAACGUUUCCAUGGUUCAGCUUGCAUUGUUGCUUCCAUUCAACAAAAUGCAUGGAUCUUCCAAUGAAUCGACACCAGAGGACGUGUCUACUAUCAAGUGGACUGUUCAACAAUUAUUAGAUGAGACUGGUCUGGAAUUGGAUGAAUUUAUUCAAGUAUUCACACCUUUGCACUCGUUGAAAUUAUUUGAUGUUGAACAUUCUUCAGGUCAUUCAACUCUCGACCGAAACUCAAUCAUCCAAAUUAAUGAAAAUUUCAACAGUAAGAAGAACAAAAUUGCUCUCUUUCAAUACACCAUCAAGCAAUACCACGAAAAUACUGGAAGAGAUCACCCAUUGAAUGACAAAAUUUAUUCACAAAUUCAAGAAGAUCGACGAUAUGUCAUCCAAGCAGCCAUUGUGAGAAUCUUGAAAGCACGAAAGCUCAUUGAGCACAAGCAACUCGUGAACUUGUUGCUCACACAACUUUCACCAACCUUCAAACCAACAACUGUAGAUAUCAAAAGAGCCAUUGACUCCCUUCUUCAACAAGAAUACAUGAAACGAGUGAACGACGACUCGAAUUGGUAUCAGUACUUGGCCUAA